This is a messenger RNA of Anastrepha obliqua, 1242 nucleotides long. RefSeq lists its product as uncharacterized. NCBI's taxonomy places the organism in Eukaryota, Metazoa, Arthropoda, Insecta, Diptera, Tephritidae. The record is from RefSeq and is a predicted model, not a curated record. The transcript has a single exon. The coding region runs from base 150 to 1022 and encodes 290 amino acids.
GUUAAAGAAAACUAACAGUGUGAAGAGAAACAGCUACGCCACAGUUCCCAGUACAAGUAGCUGAUCAAGUUUAUAGUCCCACAAUUUAGCCAUAGCGUAUCUGUUGCAAAAAAAAUCAACUUCUUUAAAAUUGUGUAAAUUUUGCAGCAAUGAAUCAACAAAAUCCGUUUUUUGCUUACGCAAAUUUUUCAAGCAUGGCUCAAUACAGUCAGCUCAUGACUUCGGAACAAACCUACGCAAAUGCUGUAAAUAUGGCUCAAUACAAUCAGUCGACUAGUUGGCAACAAGCUCACGCAAAUCUCGCAAAUAUGGCUCAAUACAAUCCGGCGAUCAAUUUGGAGCAAGCUCACGCAAAUCUUGCAACUAUGGCUCAAUACAGGCAGUUCCAUACUUUGCAACAAGCCUACGCGAAUCAUUUGAAUCAGUGCAAUAUGGCCACCACCACCCCACCUCAAGUACUGGACCAACGAAACGCUUUCGUAACAUUCCCGCAAAUGACCGCAAGAAAUAGAUUGUAUGAGAACCAGGUGAAAAUAUACAGAAUCAAUCAAGUUGUUGAACACGAGAUGCUACGCCAGCACAAUCUCUUUGUCGAGGAAGAGCUCAACUUUAUGAAGGGAAAAUUCGACGAGAAUCCAGUACGAUUGCAGCGUCGCAUUGGUCCACUGAGUAAGCAUAUUGCUGACGAGCGUGAUCCAGAGCAGAUCAUGGAGUUGUUGAAACGUAAGCAACGUGCCGAGUCGUGUCGUCAAUCGCGCAUCACUAAUAAAUUAAAGGGUGCUACCGAACUGUAUCGCGAUCAGUUUUUGCUCCAGAAAAUUGAGCAAUUGCGGAAAGCACACACCGAAAUGAUGGAGAAAAUUAAAAGUACUGAGCAGAGACUUCUCAAUAGAGGCCACAAUCCGUGGCGCUUGGAGGAGUUACGUACACUUUGUGGUUAUAAGGACGUUGAAUUUCCGGAGGUGAAGCCACCAAAGCCGCCGACUGUUACACUCGAGGAUGUUAUGGACACAGAUGAAUAAUAUUUCAAGCCGUUUUUUGUGACCCAAAUAAUUUGCAUGUUUGGUGACGUUUGCCUAGAUAUUUGUGACAUGGAGCUAUCAAAACAAAAGUGAUGUGUGAUUAUAACAGCAAUUAUAACAACAACAUAACCAUAACUGAAGAUUUUAAUUUAAAAACGACUCAAUAAAUGUUUCAAGUACGGGAAUGUCCGUAUGUGAAUGUGUAUAAGAAAAUUGAUAA